Morone saxatilis (striped sea-bass) is the source of this 3293-nucleotide messenger RNA. RefSeq names its product signal transducer and activator of transcription 4 (gene stat4). Lineage: Eukaryota; Metazoa; Chordata; Actinopteri; Moronidae. Bases 153 to 2366 code for a protein of 737 amino acids. The transcript is spliced from 24 exons. Gene Ontology annotation, biological process: cell surface receptor signaling pathway via JAK-STAT; response to peptide hormone; regulation of transcription by RNA polymerase II. The record is from RefSeq and is a predicted model, not a curated record. Gene Ontology annotation, molecular function: DNA-binding transcription factor activity, RNA polymerase II-specific; RNA polymerase II cis-regulatory region sequence-specific DNA binding.
GUAGUUACGACCCUAGAGAGUAUAAACGAGGUCGCUUCCUGCACUGACUCUAAGAAACGAAAGUCAUAAAGAGGGAAACAAGUGCACAUGGUUUGAGAGAGAGAGAGAUAGAGACCGACGGAGCAGCAGCGCAGAAACCAACCCAGCGCAUCAUGAGCCAGUGGAAGCAGAUUCAGCAGCUGGAGAUCAGACUCCUGGAACAUGUGGACUAUCUGUAUGAUGAUAACUUCCCCAUGGACAUCCGACAGGGUCUGGCCAGCUGGAUCGAGUCCCAGGAUUGGGACACAGCAGCUACCGAUGAUUCAAUGGCGACGGUGCUGUUCACCAACCUGCUGUCUCAGCUGGAUAGAGUGCGCUCACAUGAGCAGAACUUCCUACAAAGACACAACAUGAAAAUCAUCCAACAGCAGCUACAGGUGAAAUACGCAAGCAACCCUGCCAUUAUGGCCAAGGUGAUCUCCACCUGCCUCAGGGAAGAGCGCCGUAUCCUCUCCAGCGCCUGCACGCAGGAACAGGGUCCGCUGGAGAAAUCAUUGCAGAAUUCUGUGGCCUUCGAGCGGCAGAAGAGCAUGGAAAACAGAGUUGGGAUCAUCAGGGGCAGCGUGCAGUUGAUGGACCAGGCAGUGAAAUACAUCGAGGACAUGCAGGAUGACUUUGAUUUCCGCUACAAAACCCUACAGUCUCGAGACUCGACAGAUAGGAACUCUGACAUAAUGAAACAGGAAGUAACAAGACUGCAGGAAAUGCUCAACAGGCUCGACUUUAAAAGAAAGGAGAUCCUGUCAAAGAUGGAUGUUGUGGUCAAGGAGAUCGAUGACCUGAUGACCUCUCAGCUCAGCCCUGAGCUGCAGGACUGGAAGCGCAGGCAGCAGAUCGCCGCGAUCGGUGGUCCGCAGCUCACCGGCCUGGACCAGCUGCAGAGCUGGUUUACUCUGAUAGCCCAGAGUCUCUUCCAGAUCAAGCGUCAGCUGGACAAACUGGGGGAGCUGGUUGUGAAGGUCACCUACGAAAGUGACCCAAUCCCCCUGCAAAAACCUCAGAUGGAGGAGCGAGUCAAAUAUCUCAUCUACCACCUCAUCAAGAGCUCGUUUGUGGUGGAGAAGCAGCCCUGCAUGCCCACACAUCCGCAGAAACCCCUCAUCAUCAAGACCGGAGUACAGUUCACCACCAAAGUCAGACUCCUGGUUAAACUCCCAGAGGUGGAUUAUCAGCUGAAAGUGAAAACAACAUUUGACAAGGACCUCCCCCCUGGCAGAGUUCGUCAAUUUUUCAUCCUGACCAACAACACUAAAGUUAUGGACAUCGAGGACUACUCAAACGGCUGCCUCUCAGUGGAGUUUAGACACCUGCAGCUGAAAGAGAAGAAAUAUAUCAACGGCACAAAGGGAAAUGAGGGUCUACUUUCUGUGACAGAGGAACUUCACUCGCUCAGUUUUGAGGCUUGUUUCACAGUGCAGGGCCUCACCAUUGAUCUAGAGACGUGUUCUCUUCCUCUGGUGGUCAUUUCCAAUGUGAGCCAGCUGCCUGGAGGCUGGGCCUCUGUCAUGUGGUAUAACCUUCUGACUGAUGAGCCGAGGAACUUGGCGUUCUUUGGGAACCCACCUCGGGCCACCUGGAGCCAGCUCUCUGAGGUCCUCAGCUGGCAGUUCUCCACCUUUGCUGGUCGAGGCCUCAACAAGGAGCAGCUCACCAUGCUGGGAGAAAAGCUUCUCGGUCAGCAUGCUUCCUGCAAUGACUAUCAAGUGUCGUGGUCUAAGUUCUCGAAGGAGAACAUCCCAGGGAAGCCCUUUAGUUUCUGGAUGUGGUUGGACUCCAUCCUGGAGCUCAUCAAGAAGCACUUGCUGCCAGUCUGGAAUGAGAACUACAUCAUGGGCUUUGUGAGUAAAGAGAUGGAGCGCACCCUGCUGAAGGACAGAGAGCCGGGCACGUUCCUCCUACGCUUCAGCGAGAGCCACCUUGGAGGAAUCACGUUCACCUGGGUCGAGCACAACGACAACGGAGAGGUGAAGUUCAACUCUGUGGAGCCCUACACUAAAAACCGGCUCAGCGCUCUCCCGUUUGCCGACAUCAUACGAGACUACAAAGUGAUCUCAGACGGGGUCGUCCCGGAGAACCCGCUCAAGUUCCUCUACCCCGACAUCCCCAAAGAUGAGGCCUUCGGGCGGCUUUACAACAGCCAGCCAAGCAAAGUCCAUCCAUACAUAGCAUCUACCCUGAUCCCCAUCUCAGAAUUGCCCAAUAAUACAAGCAGCACAUCACCUUCUUGUCAGUCUCCUGAGCCACCAAUGACUCCUGGAGAGUUUGACAUGCUCAGCGAGCAGCUCUGCUUUGACAUCGACAGCAUGAGUUCUCCAUAUUCUGAGUAAAGCAAGAUGAUACACGCAACUUAUUUUCACGCUGGCCCGAUGCCACUUUCUGAUCUACAUCCCGAUUACAAUGAAGCAGAUUCUGCUGUGUUUAAAGAUGGUUUUGUGGUUAUAUCGGAUUCAUUGCCCGACCUGUUGUUUAUUGUUUUAUGUUUUAUAUAUUCAGAAUUGAUCUAAAAAGAAUGUGUCUGUUUUUAUUGUUGCUUUUGAGUUACUUAUAUUUUAACUGACUGGUUUUCUGUAAAGCCAGUAUUGUAUAUAAAACGAUUUAAACAUACAGACUGCAGUGUUGACAUUGCUACUUCAUUUCCGCAUCGGUGACAGCACCGUCUCUGCUGCCUUGUAGUUACGGAAAACAGUUGAAGUUGCAUGGUGGUUACGCAAUUCAACCUGUGUUGCAUGACUCACCCACAUCAUCACACAUUAAACCAUUCAAGUUUAGCUCUAGAGCUUUUAUUUUGGCAGCAGUGGGAAGUAAAGGCCUGCAAUACUACCUGCUUGAUACAUGCGCUUACUGUAUUUAUCGAGAAUCACGUGAUUCCUGGAGAGUUCAGUCUGAGUGGGUGGAUGUGUUUAUGUGUUUUCAAGUCACUGACCUUGAAUAACUUUCCAAAUGUACACUAUGCCAUUUAUUAAAACAGCAUUUUAUCAUUUAUUAUCCGUCCCAGCAAUCAGUGGGUUCUGCACUUAUUGCCCCCCUGGUCCUCACAAGGCCUUUGACACCUCUCUUUGUAUACACGGUGGGGAUGGGAGCGGGGAGGGUGGCUUCUGUUGAGGAAACUCUGCCCAGACCGCAUGACGUCAGGGGGCAGGUCGAAGAAGGAAAUGUGUCAAAAACACCAAAUUUAAAGGAGAAAAACAAUGCAGAAGUGAACAGUUGGCAGUUCAGCUUCAGGAAGACUGAGUCAGUAAGUAGUUGGAUUUAGC